Alternaria burnsii is the source of this 1647-nucleotide messenger RNA. RefSeq lists its product as uncharacterized. Lineage: Eukaryota; Fungi; Ascomycota; Dothideomycetes; Pleosporales; Pleosporaceae. The coding region runs from base 1 to 1647 and encodes 548 amino acids. The transcript has 2 exons. The record is from RefSeq and is a predicted model, not a curated record.
AUGGCCGACUCACGUAAAAUCAAUGCAACAAAUCACUCACACCCAGUCCACUUGGACUACACAAACCAACCAAAUCAGCACCAACACGAACAAUACGACCAAUCUGAUCGCGGUAAUGUAGAUUACAAUUUGACACAAAACAAUUACCAGGCCUACGCAAGCCAUACAAUGGACGAAGAAUAUGAGUCUCAAUACAACACGCCCACAACAAGCGCGCCUCCAGGCCCUCUGCGCUACGAAAUCGGACGGUAUGUGCCGUCUGACGGCUACUUCGACUGCGACAUGUACGUCCUUGUGAAAGAUGCAGGACUCAACAAGACAAACUGCUUUGGGUGCGCUCGGCCGUCCUCGAUAUGUAAACCAGGGUUCCCAAAUUGUCCGCCAGAUAUAAGAUGUAUAUUUUGCGAAGAGCGCUUCGAUACGCACCCAGGGUCCAGCCCAUUUUGCCACAAAAUGUGGGCGUUUACGAACUUCUUGCAGAAAUACGCAGGCUGGGACAUGUCACGCGGUCUCCCAGAAGGCAUUCCGGUCAAACCGAACGCUAAGGAAGCGAAAUACCUCAUUGAACAAGGUUUCAUGAAAUCGACGCAAUACUACGACCAUAAUAUGGUUCGAAAAGAGUUUUACCAAUGGCUGGACCCUGUCCGAGAUCCAAGGAUACCUGUGCACAACUUCUAUGGUUUGACCAAGAACCAGAAGACUAAACUCCUCAAUGAACAAAACAAGGAAGUUGAUGCGCGUGGCUAUAGAUUCAGAGCGCACCAAAAGCAGAAAGCGGCACAUGGGCCAGUCACUCUAGCAAAGGGCAAAAAGCGGGCAUACAGCGACGAGACCCACGACAAUGCGAUGCCACCACCUACUGCACCAACAAAGCGACAGCGGCAAGACGACAACACUUCACACUAUGGAUACCAUACUCCUGCUCGAAGAGACUAUGUCGACUCGCCCCCUCUGCCAACAACUAUGCAGGAGAACACGGCAAAUAGGUUUGGUCAAUGUGGAAUGAGGGACGUCCAAGAUGAUGUGUGGGCUCAGAGGGACUCUUUGCCUCUUCCAACAACCCAGCAGGCCAUAUUGGUGAAUGCGUCAGACAUCAAAGACAAUAAGCGGGCUCAGAGGGACGCUUUGCCUCUUCCUACGACCCAGCAGGCUAUGUUGAUGAAUGCGAUAGACAUUAAAGAUAACAAGCAGGCUCAGAGGGACGCUUUGCCUCUUCCUACGACCCAGCAGGCCAUGUUUACAAAUACGAGAACGGAACAAGACUACAAACAGGCUCAGAGGGACGCUUUGCCUCUCCCUACAACCCAGCAGGCCAUGUUAACAAAUACGAGAAUCGAACGAGACAAUAAGCGGGCUCUGAGGGACGCUUUGCCUCUUCCUACAACUCAGCAGGAGCCACGCUCAGCGCCAUUGAAUCCGAUUCCGAAUGAACCACAGUCACACGCAUAUUCGAUGACUCAGGAACAAUGCGCACAAACGUCCAACAACGACUCCCCUGAUCUGCAGUGGUCAGGCAUGAUGAUCAGGGGCGCGUCCAACAGAGUCUUCUCCAAUGAUCAACCCCGUGGCAGUCGCGGGCGUGGACGUGGACGUGGACGUGUAAAUUCGCGCGGACACUGGAAUAACGGCCGUGGACGCGGCUCCUAG